AUUUCAUCUUGCUGCGGAGCAUCCAAUCGAUGGGAGCUUCUCCUGAGGGAGCUGCUGAGAAGCAAGCAAAGAUAGUAGGAAUUAGGACUCCAGCAGUCAGGCUUGCUGUAGCCAUGGAUGUACUAUUUUGUUGUGCGUUACAGAGAUGUUUUAAUUGGAAAAGCUAGGCGUGGAUUAACCGUGGGGUCCGACUGAUGCAUUAGAAUACUGAGCAACACUGCAGAGUUGUAAACUGCAUUAAAACAAGGGGGGGGGGGGGGGGGCAGAAGAGAAAAGGGUUUGUAUUGCAGAGGCUUUAAUACAUUCCACAGAGCAAACCUGUUAGAGCAUAAAUAUUGGAGCUACAAUCUGGACACUAAUCGAAUUUUUGCACUUAUGACGGACAAGAGUAUAAAGAAGAAACUUUAAUAUCCAGGCUGUGGGAUUCCCGGAUCGCCUGAGAUGCUGAAGAACCCGUGCAGGAUUCCAGCUACAAUAUGAAUGUGAAGUUCCCGAAAAGUGGACCCGAAGAUAAGCCACUUGUCAAUUCAUUUGAGUGAAGAGAAAAAAGGGAAUUUGAAGAAUUCAUGUGUCACCUUUUGAUGCAUUGUUGCUUUAACCUGCAGUUCUAAUCCAUUUCAGCAUUAAUUCCAUUUUAGCAGCACUUUUCGGGCGCAUGCCUCUUGCCUGGGGGAACGGAUGGCUAUUUGUAUUUGAAAAGCCAGGAAACAUUUUGAUUUCAAUUUCUGUGCUUGUUAGAACUGGAACAUUUUCAUAGGGCUUGCUGCUGCUGCUAACUCACUGCGAUACUGAAAACUCCUCAGCUAUAGUGGAAGCUGUAAUUGAAUUCAGUGUGAAAUUCAAGCCUGAGAAGUUGCAUACAUGUAUGUUUGCUGCUUUGGUUUAUGAUUGUUACAGAGGAUCCAGAAGGGAUUUUGCUCAGUAUUUUCCUUCCUUGGCUUUUAUUUGAGGAAAGAAACUUUUUCCCCCUCCCGAGCCUAAGAAAUGGCUUUUCUUGUUCGAUGUUACGCCAACUGCCUGCAACCGUGGGCCUCCAAACUUCCAGCCGAUCUUACCAAGAUGCAUCUUACCGACAAUCCUCAUCCUCAGGUGACGCAUGUCCCUUCAAGCCAGUCGGGAUGUAGCAUUGCCAGUGAUUCUGGGAGCAGCAGCCUAUCUGAUAUUUAUCAGGCUACAGAGAGUGAGAUGGGAGACGUUGAUUUAACAGGUCUUCCAGAAGCACCUGUAGACUCUGAAGAUGAAGAAGAAGAGGAGGACGAAGACAUUGACAGAACUUCUGAUCCGCUUCUGGGGCGAGAUGUUGUACGAGAGUGCCUUGAGAAAGAGCCUGCAGAUAAAACUGAUGAUGAUAUUGAGCAAUUACUGGAAUUUAUGCAUCAGCUCCCUGCCUUUGCAAACAUGACCAUGUCUGUGAGGAGAGAACUUUGCUCAGUGAUGAUAUUCGAAGUAGUAGAGCAAGCAGGAGCCAUCAUACUUGAAGACGGCCAAGAACUCGAUUCUUGGUAUGUUAUUUUAAAUGGCACAGUGGAAAUCAGCUAUCCUGAUGGGAAGAGUGAGAGUCUCUGUAUGGGAAAUAGUUUUGGGAUUACUCCUUCUCUGGACAAACAGUACAUGAAUGGAGUGGUCAGAACCAAAGUAGAUGAUUGUCAGUUUGUGUGUAUAGCCCAGCAAGACUACUGGAGGAUUCUGAACCACGUGGAAAAAAACACUCACAAAGUGGAGGAAGAAGGAGAAAUUGUGAUGGUAAAGGAGCACAGGGAGCUGGAUCGCAGUGGAACCAGGAAAGGACACAUAGUUAUCAAGGCAACACCUGAGCGACUCAUCAUGCACUUAAUAGAAGAACAUUCAAUUGUGGAUCCAACCUACAUCGAAGACUUCCUUCUAACGUACAGAACGUUCCUGACAAGCCCCCUGGAAGUUGGGAAUAAACUCCUGGAAUGGUUCACAGUGGACAGCCUCAGGGAUAAGGUGACCAGAGUGGUCUUGCUGUGGGUGAACAAUCAUUUUAAUGACUUUGAAGGAGAUCCUGCUAUGACUCGAUUCCUGGAGGAAUUCGAAAAGAACUUGGAAGAUACGAAAAUGAAAGGCCAUCUCAGAUUGCUGAAUAUUGCCUGUGCUGCCAAAGCCAAAUGGAGACAGAUUACCCUGCAGAAACCUUCUAGAGACUCGCCUCUGUUCUUCAGCCUCCUUGGAGGAAGCGACAAAGGGUUUGGUAUUUUUGUAGAGACUGUGGAAAUGGGCAGUAAAGCAGCAGAAGCUGGGCUUAAACGUGGAGACCAGAUAAUGGAAGUAAAUGGACAGAAUUUUGAGAACAUUACCUUUGUAAAAGCUCUGGAGAUCUUACGGAACAACACUCACCUCUCCAUCACUGUGAAAACAAACAUUUUUGUGUUUAAGGAGCUGCUCUGCAGGAUAGGACAAGAGAAGAACGGAAUUCCACAUAUUCCCAAAAUCGCAGAGAAGAAGAACAACCGUUACUCCAUCCCAGAUAUGCCUGGAGAUGUGGAACAGAUGUUUCCCCGUGAAAAAAGCAACAAGAAGAUGAAAGCAAACACUGUGUCUGGUGGGAGAAACAGAAUCAGGAAAAUUUUGGACAAGACCCGAUUCAGCAUCUUGCCUCCAAAACUCUUCAGCGACGGGAGCGUGAGCCAGUCGCAGGACGACAGCAUUGUUGGAACGCGGCAGUGCAGGCACAGCCUGGCCAUCAUGCCCAUUCCGGGAACCCUCUCCUCCAGCAGCCCCGACCUCCUGCAGCCUACAACUAGCAUCCUGGAUUUCUCUAAUCCUUCAGCUGUUGGGUUUUACUAUAUUCCCGAUCAGGUAAUCAGGGUUUUCAAAGCCGAUCAGCAGAGCUGUUACAUUAUCAUCAGCAAAGACACUACAGCAAAAGAGGUGGUGAGUCACGCCGUCCACGAGUUCAACUUGACAGGCGCCCCUGAGACCUACUCCCUCUGCGAAGUGUCAGUCAGCCCCGAGGGGGUCAUCAAACAGCGGAGGCUCCCCGAUCAGUUCUCCAAGUUGGCCGACAGGAUUCAACUCAAUGGACGGUAUUAUCUUAAAAACAAUAUGGAGACAGAGACCUUGUGCUCCGACGAGGAUGCUCAAGAGCUGCUUAGAGAAAGCCAGAUUUCCCUCCUGCAGCUGAGCACCAUUGAGGUCGCCACUCAGCUCUCCAUGAGAGACUUUGAACUCUUCCGCAAUAUUGAGCCUACAGAAUACAUCGAUGACCUUUAUAAGCUGGACUCCAAGACAGGGAAUGCUCACCUGAAACAGUUUGAGGAUGUCAUCAAUCAGGAGACCUUCUGGGUUGCCAUGGAAAUUUUAGCAGAGCCCAACCAACUCAAGAGGAUGAAGAUUAUUAAGCAUUUCAUUAAAAUUGCCCUCCAUUGCCGAGAAUGCAAGAACUUCAAUUCCAUGUUCGCAGUUAUAAGUGGGUUAAAUCUAGCACCAGUAGCACGUCUCAGAGGCACUUGGGAGAAGUUACCAAGCAAGUACGAAAAGCACCUCCGAGACCUUCAAGAUCUCUUUGAUCCAUCUCGAAACAUGGCAAAAUACCGCAACAUCCUCAGCAGCCAGAGCAUGCAGCCUCCAAUUAUUCCACUUUUUCCCGUUGUCAAGAAGGAUAUCACCUUUCUGCAUGAAGGAAAUGAUUCCAAAGUGGAUGGCCUGGUGAACUUUGAGAAGCUCCGGAUGAUUGCCAAGGAAAUUCGCCAAGUUGUCCGAAUGACCUCAGCAAACAUGGAUCCGGCCGUGAUGUUCAGACAAAGGAAGAAGAGGUGGAGAAGUUUGGGGUCUCUGAGCCAGGGCAGCACAAACUCGAACAUGUUGGAUGUACAGGGAGGUGCUCACAAAAAACGGGCCCGGCGCAGCUCGCUCCUGAAUGCCAAGAAGCUGUAUGAGGAUGCCCAGAUGGCCAGGAAGGUGAAGCAGUACCUGUCCAACCUGAACGUGGAGACAGAUGAGGAAAAGAUCCAGAUCUUGUCACUUCAGUGUGAGCCUGCGUAUAGCACAUUGACAAAGAAUUUAAGUGAGAGAAGAGGAGGGAAAUCCUCCGAAAUGUCUCCAGUACCCAUGAGGUCAAUUGGCCAAACCGCUAAAGCCCAUCAGCAUCAACAGAACAGGAUGAGUCAAGUUCUUCAGGUUCCAACUGUGAAUUUAUACCCCAGUAGGAAGAAGGGACUGACAAAGGAACAUGUCACAUUCAGCACAGGUUCCCCACAGAAGUCAUUAAGCUUGUCUGAGGAAGUAAGUAGUAAGAAACAAACAGAUGACACAAUGUCCAUGGCAUCUUCUUUGCACUCCAGCCCUCCUGCUUCUCCUCAGGGCUCUCCACGCAAAGUUGGUAACAUCCAAAGGUUGGAUAACAGCAGUCAGAUGAACCUCUCUGGCUCUUCCUCAUCACUCGCCAGUGAAGCCAGCAACAAGAACAGUGGACAACGCAGCUACGGAAUAGGCUAUGCCCUCAUACCUUCCACUAAAUCUGAUAACUUCUCAGACUCCAGCCACAGUGAGAUUUCAUCCCGGUCCAGCAUCGUGAGCAACUGCUCAGUGGAUUCCAUGUCAGCAGCGCUGCAAGAUGAGAGGAGUUUGUCCCAGUCUCUUAUUGUGGUGGAUUCAGGAGGGCCGGAGAGGAAAGAGCAUCCUCAGCCUCUGGUUGACUACAGCCAGCCAUGCCCUGGCUGGUCCAUCACCAGGCCUGCUCUCAUCAGAGGGAUGGCUUUCACAUCCUCCAUGAGCAAUGAGGAGAUCUCCCACGAGCACAUCACGGUGGAGGCAGCAGAUAGCGGCCGGGGAAGCUGGACUUCGUGCUCAAGUAGUUCUCAUGACAACUUCCAGAAUAUCCCGAACCAGAAGAGCUGGGAUCUCCUCAAUUCUUACCGUCACACGCAGCUGGACGGACCCAUAGCUGAAGUCGAUCCCACAAACUGUUACUCCGAGGAGGCUUACUUGUAUUCGGAAGCCUUUUCCAAAGCCAACAGGCAGUCGAAAGCCAGCAUGGAGCUGGAUCAGUCUCGGCAGAGCUGGGCCUCCUCCAGCUCACUCUCAGACACCUACGAAACAAACUAUGGGACAAUCAAGCGGAGGGGGCUGGAGAACUCUACAGCCGAGCAGACGGAGGUUUUGGACUCUAAACCGGGCGCGGAUACGACUUACAAAACAGUGACUUCGAGUACAGAGAAAGGCCUGAUAGUGUACUGUGUCACCUCACCUAAGAAGGACGAUAGGUAUAGGGAGCCACCGCCCACCCCUCCGGGAUAUAUGGGGAUAUCUUUAGCGGACAUAAAGGAAGGAUCGCCCCAUCACCCACACCUAAAACCUCCAGACUAUAGUGUGGCAGUGCAGAGGUCAAAGAUGCUGCACAGUGACCUCUCUAGACUUUCAUCAGCUCCUCUCGGUAGUGAACCGGUGGCCUGUAUUGCAUCGAAGAUGCCUCAGUGGCAUAGUCGGCAGCCGUCCAACCCCAAACUAGCAGAUAUGACUGACGCAGAUAGUGAAGAGGAUGAAGAUGAACAAGUAUCAGCAGUGUAACCAUUGGGCUAUUUCUGUAAACCACGACACAAGGGAUGUGGGGAGAAGGACCACAUGAUUCUGUUAGCCAACGCUAACAACUUGCUGCUACUAACCUCAGACAUUGCAUUUGCCUCUGUCAUGGACAAGAUGGAACGGGUUGGAUCACAUCUCUCUCUACCUUACUUCAGUCCACCACCGCCUAAGAAAGCUAUUUCUGCCUGUGAAAUAGCAAGCCAUUUUCAAGGAGUGUUCUGACUGCCUGGAUGCUGACCUCAGUAUCCAGAGAUGGACCAGGCUUCAUGCAUUUGGGAGGACCAGUUGUCACCACCAUUUGACACUUGGAAGCGUUCUUCUGUAUGAUACCAUGUAAUCCAUGGAUAGUUUUCCAUCGUCGUUAAUUUUCCACAUGAUCAUUAUUAAAUCUAAGAGUGUUAUUUUAUGAACUUUAGAAAGAAAGAAUUUAUCAAAAUGUCAGCAAAAGCGAAGGACAUUGCUGAAGUAUCUGAAAAUAAUUUAUUAAUUUAAAGUCUUCUUUUGAUGGGAAUUUCCUUUAUUCGUGUUGGGAGUGCUCUGGUUGGCUAAUGUAAAUGUUUAGUCAAAGUCAUGGUGAAGUAGCUGCACAAACUGUUGGGCCCUCAAACACAGGGAACAGGGAGCAGAACGUUAUCAGGUGUAGAAAUAGGUGGAUUUUAGAGUGGGUUUAGAGUCAAGCUAGGUGGAGCACGAAGCCUUGCAGAGCGGCACCGUCUGCUGCUCCCUCCUACCCGGACACAGCAAAGACCCUUCUCCUUGGAAGCGUUUUAGCUGGAGGCCAACUAAGGCAGGAGUUGCUCUCCUCCCCUCUUAAGUAACAGUUUGAAAGGUGGAGGCUGAGGCUGGCAGGGAGCCCUCAGGGGAGUUUGAAGCUUCCCCAGGUUCUGCCCUGCAGAGUCCCACAUGCGAAGCCUGUUGCUAGAAACCAAAACCUGAGCCGUGUGUUGUGGGUUUGGGGAUCAUCCCACACGUCCUGGCCCUCUGCCAGAGCUGCACAGGAUUUAGGUGCAAAGGUUAUCUUUAAAAGACAUUCUAAACCGCCCUCAUUUCACAGUAAAAUCACUGCAAUUGGAGGGUCAGUGAUGUAAUGCUUAUAUAAGGGUAUAAUGUGUUUUAUGAUGGGUUAAAAACCUCUGUUGUGUUCAUCUGGGAGCUACAGAUGUUCUCAAAGCACGCUGUUUUAAAUCCUAGGUUAAAAUCCUGGUGCUGUGGAUGUCAAUGGCAGCUUUGACUUCCAGCCAGCCAGUAUUCCCACGUGAUCCUGGUGGUUGACCACGGUCAGCUGAAUGGCUUGUUUGAUUUUGCUUAGCCAGCCAGAGCCCAGAGGGGUAAAACUGGAAAUACCUGCAGGUUCUUUCUUUCUUUCUUUCUUCCUUCCUUCCUUCUAGCACAUGAUGCCCCAUUCUAGUGUUACAAUUGGACAUGAAUGUGUGAAUAUGUAUUUAAACAUUUAAUUGUAAAUCUUUGUUGUGAUGUUUACAGCCUAAGCUAGGAAGAUGAUGUUUGUCAUUUUUACAGUGCCUCAAAAAUGAUUUCUAUAUCCAUAGUUGUGAAGAGCUUUAAGGUUUGUUUUCUCUUUCCCUGUGUGUGUGCAAGGGGGUGCAGGGGAAUGCGAUGUUCUCUGAGAAUGACACAAGUACCAAAAACAACCCAAAGCCUUCGACGUGCUCUCCCCAUCGCAGCCUGGGACUGAUGGGGCCGGGGGAAUGGGUAUGACCCGGCCUGUGCCCAUGUUCAUAGUGAUGCCAGGUUCACUGUUACCGUGUGGCUGGAGCUUACCCACAUUGAUUGGAGUUUGGGAGGUGUUAAAUCAACAGUGAUGCUGAGGAAGGGGUGCCUCCUUCCUAACUGAUUGGCUGGCACAAGUAACUGAGGAGCAAAUGGUUGAAAACAAUGUAUUAAAGCCCAGGUGAGGUAUCACAAUAACCACAUGUUGCUUUUUCGAGGCCUUAAUGAACACAACGAACCUGCACAGGCCUUAAUGAAUGAAGAUUCACGUCGGUGUGAAAGCAUUGCAGGGCACAGCACAUGGAACGUUGAUAAUAUAACUGUUAAACGGAUCUUUUCCUGGGAUGUAAAGCCAAGUCGGAGCAAUCCCACUGUCAGCUCUAGUUCCUUGUUAACUCCUACAUGGAGUGCACAACAGUUCUUGGUCAGGAAAUGGUCUGUGUUGUGCCAGGUGAAUUGAACCACACGGGUCCCGUGCCCUCGGGUGUUGAGCUGUAGUGUAUUUCAGCCUGUUGAACAAAAGUAGAGGGGAUGAGGGGUUGGUACUGAAGCGACUUCCUCCUUCCCUCCGAGCCCAUAGCGCUGUCCCUGAGGAUACGGUCCAGCUCCUCCAGGAGCAGGGCUGGGCUCUGCAGAAAGAGCCAUGGAACCAGUGCCCACCAACACAUGGUGUUUGCACAUCAGCAGCAUCCGCCUGCUCUGCGGGGCUCGUCAGGACACUGGCAAGCGUUUCAAGUGAGUGAAAGCCUUGCUGUAAUCCUAUUUUCCUAUCUCCAAUACAGCUGGUGUAAAUAAGUCCCAUUUAACCCAUGGACGGAUGAGCUCCUCCUGCUUCCCCUCCCCGCACCGUGUGGUUUGCCCCCCCCAGUCCAUGCUGGGAGCUUUUGUUUUGUUCUUAACUAAACCGAUCACAUUGAUCGGGGCCGGUAGCCAAAUGUAGUGUGUCUGGUGUGGAUUUGAAGAGAUGCUAUCCCUUUUUCAGUCGUUCAGGUGGAUGUGGGAUGGGGUUAGUACCUGUUGUGCACUGCCUCACUGCUGUCUUCUGCAUCCCUGAUCCCAGACUUGGUACCUCUGCCGGGUUCCUCUAACCCGGGCUCUGAUUUGGAUGAACAGUUAAAACGCCCCGUGUCCCGUUCUUCCACUGCCCUCACGUUCUGCUGUUGACUUUCAGGUGAAGGAGAUGUUUUCAGGUAUUUGGGAUUUAACCGUGCAGUAUUUCAUUAAGCUUGCUCAAUCUGAAACUUCCAAGUAAGUCUUCGAAAAUUCCUUGCGCUGGUGUAAGGUCUCAUUGGCCUCUCCACUUGCAGAAAGGGGGAAAUGAGAUGAUGGAGCUUCUGUGUGCUGGUUUCACCUCCAAAUACAGCAGGUACCGGAAAGGUGAUGUCUGCAGAUGCUGCAGCACGCGUUGAUGCAGCGUGGACGUGCAGGAGCAGGUGGGUGUUGGCUGAUGAUGGGCAGCUUGUCACUUUCCUGGCUCUUUCUUGCCUUGAAUCCCAUAAGGAGUUCCACAGGUGAGUGGUGCUUCACUGGGAGCUGGUCAGAGCCCAUUGCUUGGGAUGGGGCACACAGUGCGCUGAGGGCUGCAAGCACCCACCGCAGGCACAGGGCAUUCCAGUUCCCCAAGGGGUGGAUCUGUCCGUGCUGCCCCUUGGGUGCAAAACCUCUUUCAUCAUCUCCCACGUCAUUUCAUGCAGGCAACAGUGGAAAUAGGCACCUGUCGUUUAAGUUGGUAUCAAACAUCAGAAUUCAUUUUGAGUUCAAGGGUAAACUUCUCACUGCCUUUGCAGAAAGACAAGGAAAAAGGGAUACUCUCUCUUUAGAAAAGCUUUACACAUUAUAUUUUAGGACGCUUGUAUAGAGGGUAAUCUACCUUGAAUUCCCCACCCAGCUUUUGCUUCUGUUGUGCUUUCUCUUGUUUUCUCUUUAUUUUUGAUAGACCUGGAAUGCAGUUGAGCUUGGUAUUAAUUAAAUUCUAAAUAUGUGAGCAUAUUGGCAAAACUGCACAGAUGUAAUGAUAUUCCAAUAGCAAUUGUACUGCACAAGUCAGUGAUUGUAAAGUAUUCUGUAACAAGCAAUGUUUGUCUCCUAUUUUUUGAUACCUCUUACACUUAUGUCUUUUAGAAAGACAGUGCCUCUGUAUGCUUUUUGUAUUUUUACUGAGUGAUUGUAAAUAUUUGUUAUAUUUUUGGUUAAGAGAAUGUUUAAAAGUACUGUUUAUUAUCCAAUCUAUUAAUAUGUUGGAAUCAAUAAACAACCUACAUAUAGCAA
This is a messenger RNA of Pezoporus occidentalis (night parrot), 9540 nucleotides long. RefSeq names its product Rap guanine nucleotide exchange factor 6 (gene RAPGEF6). The transcript has 26 exons. The coding region runs from base 985 to 5529 and encodes 1514 amino acids. Gene Ontology annotation, molecular function: protein binding; guanyl-nucleotide exchange factor activity. NCBI's taxonomy places the organism in Eukaryota, Metazoa, Chordata, Aves, Psittaciformes, Psittacidae. The record is from RefSeq and is a predicted model, not a curated record. Gene Ontology annotation, biological process: small GTPase-mediated signal transduction.